This is a messenger RNA of Aspergillus melleus, 1239 nucleotides long. Its product is annotated as DUF2855 family protein. The transcript has 2 exons. The record is from RefSeq and is a predicted model, not a curated record. Lineage: Eukaryota; Fungi; Ascomycota; Eurotiomycetes; Eurotiales; Aspergillaceae. The coding region runs from base 1 to 1239 and encodes 412 amino acids.
AUGCAGAUCCACGUCGUCUCCAAAUCCAACAACGCCGAGCAUGUCGCCGUCUCCCUCAGCCAAGCGCUCGGCCCGUUACCUCCCUCGUCCAUCCGCGUGAAACCUCAGAUAGUAAGCCUGACAUCCAACAAUCUCAGUUAUGCGCGCGGUGGCCACGUUCUUCAGUGGUGGGACACCUACCCCAUUCCAUCAAAUUCGCCUGCCCCCUACAACGACCCGUCGGCGUGGGGAAUCGUGCCUGCCUGGGGAUACGGCAUUGUAUUAGAAAGCACGACGUCUCUUCGGCCAGGCACGCGACUUUGGGGGUUCUGGCCCACUGCUAAUACUCCGAUUGAUCUGACCCUUACUCCGGGUCAACUGGACGGCACAUGGAUCGAGACUAGUCCGCAUCGACAAGUCCUGAUGCCGCUGUACAAUCGCUACUUUGUUACGGACGAGCAGGAUAAGGAGCGGAUGGGCUGGUCGAGCGUUUUCAAUGGCAUCUGGCGAGCCGGAUAUCUGCUGAGCGAGUAUGUACUGAAUCCGCUGCAGCCGAUUCACCCGCUUGGUGUCAGCGCCGGACUUCCCUGGACGGCUGAGGACGCUGAUCUCUCGUCGGCACUGGUGAUCGCGUUGGGCGCAUCGACUAAGACAGCGCGCUCGUUCACAUACAAUUUCGCCAGACGGUCGACGAAUUUGCCGCUAGGAUAUCUGCUUGUGAGCUCCUCGCCGGGGCCCUUGGUUUCACCUGCAGCGAUCGCGGGAUUUCCCGUACGUGCGGUUUCUUAUGAUGAGCUGGAGAGAUCAGCAGGUUGGCUAGCUGACCACAACCCGGAGAAAUUGGUGAUUGUGGAUUUCGGGGGCAGAGACGAUAGUUUGCAUCGACUGUGCGAGGUUAUCAAGCAUUCUGAGGGCCUGAAGAACAGCAGGAGGGUAAUCAUUCAUGUUGGGAGCAAACAAAAGGUCUACACGAGCGAGGAAAUGCAAGCAUCGCGAAAUUCAAUGGUGGCUGAGGGCAAAAUUCAGUACAACACAUCCGGGGUGCAGGAUACCCUGCUGCAAAGUGACAGCCAAGAAGCCUAUCUCAGCGCCGUCAACAAGCGCUGGGAACAAUGGCUAGAUGAACGCAACAUCGCAAUUCCCGACAUGCGCCUCGUCUGGGGUAGCGGAGUUGAUGGACCGCAGGGCAUUGAGUGUGGUUGGCAGCGACUAUGUCAAGGCGACGUGAGAUCUGAAGAGUGUCUUGUGUACGAGCUCUAG